CAUCCCGGGGUUCCUCCGAGCACCUUCACAGUCCUCGUCGACGUCACUAGCGAGCAUUCAACUCGAUCGACCUCGAUCAUGCUCAUGGGGUCUUAUCGAUCACCUCCGGGACGUUCAUGUCCGUUCUGUUCUCGUUAAAGUCGCUAACCAGGAGCUGUCCUGUGUAAAUCAUGGCCGCUGAUCUCCCCGUGCCAGUAUACACCUCUCUCUCCGACGUCUACCCCGACCUCCUCCUCGCCGCAAAGCAUGGUGCCCGCUUCAAUGACCUCGCGUCAGAGUUCGAGUCGCGUUUCGGCUCCCAGCCCGCCUACAUCGCCCGUGCCCCCGGUCGUGUCAACUUGAUCGGCGAGCACAUCGACUAUGCCCUCUUUGGCGUCUUCCCCGCUGCCAUUGAGCAAGACAUCCUCAUCGCGUGUGGUCCCCGCUCCUCCUCUCCCACUACGCCUGAACCGUCUUCACCUGGCACCGUCACCGCACAGAACACCUUUCCAAAAUACACCCCGCAGACAUUUACUCCCAUGCUACGCGUGGUCUCACAGGCUCAGGACCAAGCUCAAGACGAGAUGCUCGACAAGGAUGUCAGAGUCCAGGAUUGGCAUCUGGACAUUGACAAGAGCCAGUUGAGGUGGGAGAGUUAUGUCAAAGCUGGCUACUAUGGCGUUCUCAACCGUUUCUUCACCUCUUCCGAUGAAUACCCCGUGCCCGUCAACAUCCUCGUCUCUGGCAACGUUCCUGCCGGCUCCGGUCUCUCCAGCUCCGCUGCCAUGGUCGUCGCUUCCACCCUCGCCUUCCUCGCAGUCAACCACAAACUCGACGGUGUCAAGAAGGGCGCUUUAGUCCAGAUGGCCGUCGAGAAUGAGAAGCGAGUCGGUGUGAAUAGCGGUGGAAUGGACCAAGCAGCCUCUAUCCUCUCCACCCCCAACUCCGCACUCUACAUCACCUUCUAUCCCUCCCUCUCUGCCGAACUCGUCUCACUUCCUCAAGCGACCAAAGCCGGUGAAGGCGUCGUACUGGUGUGUGCGAAUUCGUUAGUGGUCAGCGAUAAAGUCGUAGAAGUCACACGGCUGUCCCGACGUACUGACUUCGCUCAUUUCCCAGGUGCAAAAACGCGAUAUAACCUUCGAGUCGUAGAAACACUCGUCGCAGCUCGCGUUCUUUCACGCAAACUGAAUCUCACGCUUCCACCUUCUUCCACCUCCAACAAACCUCCGACCCUGAGAGAAGUCUUGAGCGCGUACAUUGGACGACCAGAGCCGAUCGCUGCGGACGCGUUGAAGGAAGGGUUGGAGAGGAUCCUUGCGGAGAUACAUGUCCUCAAAGCUAGUGCUCUACGAGGUGAAAUUGGAAUCGUAGGUAAUGAGGAUGAGGAUGAGGGUGUCACGAUGGAAGAGAUGAUUUCUGCGAGUGGGUUGGGCGAAGACGAGUUCAAAAGAAUUUACUUGAGCUGGGUCGACGUCGAAGCGACACGUUUCCAAUUGUACAAACGCACGAAACACAUACUCACCGAAGCCCUUCGCGUCCUUCAAUUCCGUGAACUCUGUCUCGCUUCUACCACACAUUCCAUUUCCAUCCUUCCUACCACCACCUCCACUAGUUCCUCAUCACCCCCUUCAAGUUCGACGUCAUCAUCAUCAACAUCGACGGAGGCGUUCAAGGCACUAGGCGCCCUGAUGAACGCUUCGCACGAUUCUUGUUCACGAUUAUACGAAUGUUCGUGUCCUGAAUUGGACGAGCUGACUCAGAUCGCGAGGGAGAGCGGGGCUUAUGGCAGUCGGUUAACAGGUAAAGUUCAUUGUUUGUCUCGUGUCUCGUUCUCUAUGUCCCGUUUCCUACUAUUCUCCAUUUUUUUUGUCUUUCUCUCACUUUGCAUGCAUCUCACCGAGUUGACUUCCAAACCCAUCCUACUCAUCUCUUCCCUUCUCUUCCAACUUUCGACUUUCACAAUCAAAUCUAACCCACUCGCGUUAUAUCAAUUAUCUCCAGGUGCAGGAUGGGGCGGAUGUUCGGUCUCACUCGUACCCGAAUCCCAAGUGGAUACGUUCAUCGCCAAAGUCCGGUCUCGAUAUCCCAAAUUUAGAGGCUUGGAAGGCGAUGCGUUGAACGAGGUGAUAUUCGCGACUAAACCUGGUGUUGGUGCUUUUGGUAGGUUUCCUCUUGCCUAUUCUUUCUUGGAUUGCGGAGGAGAGAUUUUUACUGAUAUGUGCCAUCAUUUUUUGUAGUAUUUGAAUUGACAGAUUGAGAAAAUGGACAAAGUAUACCCUGCAAAGAGAAGGGUGUGAAGGAAAAUGAAAAGACAUUGAGUCGGAGAGUUGAAUGGGUCAGCAAACUAAAUGACUAUUGAAAUAUGUAUAUGUAUAUAUGUUAUAUGUAUAUUGUAUCAGUAUAUGCAUCUGAGAUGAUAUCUUGAGGUGGAGAAUCUAUUCCUGCAGUCAGACC
Somion occarium is the source of this 2436-nucleotide messenger RNA. The record is from the annotation of a GenBank genome assembly. NCBI's taxonomy places the organism in Eukaryota, Fungi, Basidiomycota, Agaricomycetes, Polyporales, Cerrenaceae.